CUCACAUGUAGGCCGACUGGUCUCCACGAGGCGGUGGCGGCGCAUUGUUGCCAGACGGAGGUGCUGAGCCUGCCUCGAACUCGAACUGGUAGCUGCCGCCACGAACAGGCUGAAAAUAAAAGAAGAUUGUUGAUUAGAUAUAAUUAGAAAAAAAAAAGAUUGUUAAAAUAGAAAUAUUAAAACGUACCGCUCCACCACCACCACCAUAGCCACCACCACCACCGGACUUCUUGGGCAUGGUCCCUGGCGAAGGCAUGUAGGCGCUCUGAUCUCCCAUGACGAUUGUUGAACUUGAGCUGGUUGAGAAGAGAUGUAGUUGACUGUAGUUGUGCUGACGAACUGUUGGGAAAUGAGUGAAAGGUUGCGUUUUUAUAGUAAAUUAGUGUUCACACACGUGGUAUCCAAGUAUAAAAACAAAUCUUUCACUCAGUCCGCAUCAACUUCGUCGCAACAGAUCGUCAAUUACAACUCUUCUCAGCCAGCUCAACAAUCGUCAUGGGAGAUCAGAGCGCCUACAUGCCUUCGCCAGGGUCUAUGCCCAAGAAGCCUUCCGGCGGCUAUGGUGGUGGUGGUGGAGCGCCUGUUCGUGGCGGCAGCUACCAGUUCGAGUUCGAGGCAGGCUCAGCACCUCCGUCUGGCAACAAUGCGCCGCCACCGCCUCGUGGAGAUCAGUCGGCCUACAUGUGA
This is a messenger RNA of Meloidogyne enterolobii, 687 nucleotides long. The record is from the annotation of a GenBank genome assembly. NCBI's taxonomy places the organism in Eukaryota, Metazoa, Nematoda, Chromadorea, Rhabditida, Meloidogynidae.